AUGUCAGAUUUUAUGAGCAGUAGUGAACAAGAAGAAAUACCAACAGACCCUCUUGAAUUCUUUAUCGCCCCUCAUAAAACGUAUGAAUUUCAAUUCAAAAGCGAAGACCAAGAAGCUAUUCUUUUAAAUGCUGUACUUUUAAAUAAAUCUGAAAAAGAAUUUAAUAUUUAUUUGGAAUACAAUGAUUUUAUUGAAGAAAAGCCACUGACAGACAAAGUUUUACUAACAAAAUUCAAGCCUGGUGAGCUUGUUAAACAAAUUGAAAUAAUUUUAUAUCCAUCUAUGAAACCAAAGUUUAUCAACGAAGGAGAUGUCAACGUUAAGAUAACUGGCCAGCUUGGACCAGAAGGCUCAUUUUCAUCUCUUGAAGAAGAGGAAUAUUAUGAUAAAGAAGACGAUUAA
Trichomonas vaginalis G3 is the source of this 402-nucleotide messenger RNA. RefSeq lists its product as uncharacterized. The transcript has a single exon. The record is from RefSeq and is a predicted model, not a curated record. Bases 1 to 402 code for a protein of 133 amino acids. Lineage: Eukaryota; Parabasalia; Trichomonadida; Trichomonadidae.